AUGACGGACGAGCUUGUAGAACAAGUUGAACGAGUGAACAUUGAAGCUGCUGCUGAAGACGGUAAACACGAGAAAGCUGAGGAUCUAGUCACGCCAUGGGAUGUUCAAGCAAGCUCUGAAAAGGGCAUUGACUACAUGAAAUUGAUUGGUAUGUUGUUUUAUGUUUAGUUUUUUAAAUUUUAGGUUGGUGAUGGUAAAAUACGUGUAUAAUGCAAAUCGACAAUUUCCGUCUAGAUUUUUAUAAUAUUUUUAAUCAUUUUUUAAAGAGUUUACGAUGUAAAAUUUGGUAAUUUUAGAAAAAUUCGGCUGCAGACCAAUUGGCCAAGAUCUGCUGGACAGAAUCGAGAAGAUCACUGGAAAACCGCCUCAUGUUAUGUUGAGGAGAGGUCUUUUCUUUGCUCAACGGUUAGUUUAGGUUUUUUUAUUUACUAUAUUUACAAAUUAUAUUGUUUUGUAAACUUGAAUUUACAUUUAGAUGGCUUUUUCAGGGAUCUAUCGCUGAUUUUGGACCGUGUUGAGAAAGGAAAGCCGUUUUUCUUGUAUACUGGUAGAGGACCAAGCUCAGGAAGUCUUCAUCUUGGCCAUUUGAUUCCAUUCAUCUUCACUAAGUAUCUACAGGAAGCCUUCAAUGUUCCACUUGUUAUUCAGGUAAUAAAAUAGUAUAAACAUAAGUUAUAGUAGAUGUCAUUGAUAAUAUGUUUUGUAAUAAAUUGUAUUUUAAAGUUUUCUUCGAUGAUAAUCGACGUACUUUACAUUAAGAAGUAAUGUUUUAGAUAACAGAAGAUGAAAAGUUUUUGUGGAAGGACAUGACUUUGGACGAAGCCAGGAAGUGUGCCAAGGAGAAUAUAAAAGACAUAAUUUCGGUUGGUUUUGAUCCGAAAAAGACGUUUAUCUUUAUGGAUACGGAGUAUAUGUGGUAAGUGAUUGUUUUUGGACGUAAAAGGAUACAGUAAAAGUUUAAUUUUUAUUUGUUACAUGCAUUAUAUUAUCAUAGACGUCAAUUUUUAUAAGACUCGAUGUAUAUGUUGUAAAAUACGUUCUGUAUGGUUAAAUAUUUGAAUAUAAAGACGCCUCAGGUAUUGAUAAACUUUUUUCAGUCCAGCGUUUUACGAAAACAUUUUGAAAAUAUGGAAAACCGUGACGAACAAUCAAAGCCGAGCCAUCUUUGGUUUCUGUGGAGAAGAUUCGAUGGGGAAGGCGGCUUUUCCAGCAAUUGAAGCCGCCCCUUGCUUUUCAACAUCAUUUCCACAUGUGUUCAAUAAGAAAAAGGACAUUCCUGCUUUAAUUCCAUGUGCUAUUGAUCAGGUUGGUUGAAGAUACAACGAUUUAUAUUGUAGUAGAGGGGAAAUUUUGCUAAAAAUUGGUGUUUUUUAGCAUAUUUUGAAAUUUUAUUGGGCUUUUUCGUUAACUAUAGGUAAGAUAUAAUGUUGAUAUGAGUCUUGGAAGCCUGAAAAAUACUUUGUAAAUUUAAAAAGUUUAGUUUUUUUUUACGUUUCAGUAUAAAACACAACGUUUAAAGUCGACAAUUUCAGGACCCAUACUUUAGAAUGUGCCGUGAUGUAGCGCCAAGGCUGAAGUUCCCAAAGCCAGCCAUGAUAUACUCAUCGUUCUUACCAGCUCUCCAAGGAGCACAAUCGAAAAUGGCAGCUUCUGACACGAAUUCCUGCAUUUUCUUGAGUGAUACACCUAAACAAAUCAAAAAUAAGGUGCGUUUUUGAGGAUUUUGGGUAAUAUUAGAUGAUUUUUUGCAGUUUUAUUAAUCACAUAUGAAUUUUAUUAACAAAAUAUGAAAAGUACUAUAAAAUAAUGUAUUUUACAUAUUAUAGAUCAACAAGUACGCGUUCAGUGGUGGCCGUGACACGAUAGAGGAACAUAGACAAUAUGGAGGUAACUGUGAGGUGGACACUUCAUUCCAGUUCUUGAAAUACUUUUUGGAAGACGACGCGGAGCUAGAAGAGAUUAGAAAGGUAUUUUUUUAAAUUUUAAUAUGAAAAUUUUGGUUUUAAAAUGGUUUUUAGAAGAAAAAUUCUAAUUUUAGGUAAUAUUUAGUCCUUUAUUGGGAUUUUUUGAUUUUUUCAAGCUAGUUUAGGUAGUAUUUUGACAAUUUUUUGACAUUACAGGUAGAAAUAGUCUUUUUUGUAACAUUUUUGACCAUUUCAGAACUACACCUCAGGCGCAAUGUUGACAGGUGAGCUGAAAGCAAAGGCCGCUCAAGUUAUCACCGAAGCUAUCGCCGUCUUCCAAGAACGUCGCAAAACCGUCACCAAUGACACUGUAGCUGAAUUCUGCGCCGUCCGCAAACUGGAUUUUGACUUUUAA
Messenger RNA from Bursaphelenchus okinawaensis, 2319 nucleotides. Lineage: Eukaryota; Metazoa; Nematoda; Chromadorea; Rhabditida; Aphelenchoididae. The record is from the annotation of a GenBank genome assembly.